AGGUUCCGUCCGCCUGUCGCCACAAAGUUCAUGCAACAGAUCCUCCAGAGUCAACUCCAGAACAAGAUCUACCAUGCCGAUGAGGCUCAGAAACUGUCCAAGAUCAUCGCCGAGGACAUCAAGGCGAAACUGAUCGAGCUUGAACUAGGCAGAUACAAGUACGCCGUCAAUGUCGUCCUCGGAGAGAACCUCGGUGGGGGCGCAAGGAUGGAUGCCCGCUGUCAUUGGGACCAGGAAUCCGACGGCUCCGCACAAGCAUUCUUCACCAACGUAAGCGUAGGAGGCUAA
Messenger RNA from Gamsiella multidivaricata, 288 nucleotides. Its product is annotated as Tctex-1. Gene Ontology annotation, molecular function: dynein intermediate chain binding. The transcript has 2 exons. The annotation marks the transcript as partial. Gene Ontology annotation, cellular component: cytoplasm; cytoplasmic dynein complex. NCBI's taxonomy places the organism in Eukaryota, Fungi, Mortierellomycota, Mortierellomycetes, Mortierellales, Mortierellaceae. Gene Ontology annotation, biological process: microtubule-based movement. The record is from RefSeq and is a predicted model, not a curated record.